ACGCACUUCUAUUCCUCGGCCACCGUCGGUCUUGCUGUAAUCCAGUCACGAGAGCACAACGCUGGCCCUCAAUCAUCUCAGCGAUUCGCAUCAUACAAUACACAUUGCCAGCGCGCCGAGGAAUUACCACUUCCUAGGUUCACAAUCCUGGCCAGUUGCGCCCUGAUCCUGGUUGCACAGAUCUCGAGAAGACAUGCGAGACGCGGCGGCCGUCACGUCCGUAGCACUACUACUGCACUGGUGAGCGCACAAUAAUGACGGAGCCUGGCUCUGGAUCAUUGGCGUCACUUCGUCCUCCCAGUCGCGCCGCCAAAGGAUUUGCCAAUUCAUCAACCACCUCAUUGCCCAGCAGCAGCGACGAUGCCGACAAUGCGCUUGGAUUUCGAUCUUCUAUGGACAGGGCCAUUAGCAAGGUCAAGGACCGCUCCAGCCGAAGAGGCUCCGUCGACAGCCGCCGGGACAGCGAGGACCCCUCGGCGCGUCGACUGUCAACUUUCGUUGCAAAGACCAAACGGAAGAUCCGCACAGGUCGUACCAACGAGAUAGAGCGCACAUUGAGCAAUGAUUCGAACGGCCUGGAUGUCGAGCACUCCGACUCAUCGCUGCUGCAAAGUGGAAGUGGUCGAAGCAGUCUGUUUACCGACGACGAAAGAACUGAUGAUAAUAAUAAUCCUAUCCGGCCAUCUCUUUCCACACACAAUUCACAUACCGGCUAUCUGACGUACUCGUCGCCCGAGAUCAACGCGCAAACGAGCUCAACCCUACGAGAGCCUGACGACCUCAUUCCUUCCGUGACGGCCGAGGCACUGGCUAACAUUCCACACAUCGUCGAACCCCCAACCACCACCGAUACUCUACCCACCGCAUCGCGAACCGAUCGCAGCCCUUCACCUGCCAGCAAAUUACGUGGCAAGCUAAACUUAUCUCGAAAGAAGUCGGGCGACGUAGAGGCAGUCAAGUCAGGGAGUGGAAGUGGUGGCCUUGGGGGGCUGUUCAAGACCGUAAGCAGGAGGAAUAGUGUCAACGAUUUGCAGGAAGCCGAGGAUACGACAUCAGCUUCGCCGGCCAAACAAUCAUCGCUGCCUGUCGUCAAUCAAGAACGGCCAGAGACCCCGAAGCGAAAGGGCAAGCAGCAGCUCGAGACACAAUCGCCAUCGACCCCUCACCUCCUUGAUACACCGACCACACUGGUAACUCCUCCCACGCCAACUGAGUUCACAGCCGCCUCUGCGACCUUUCCCUUGAUAUCACCUACUAAGAGCUCACCCGCGACACGUGCCUUGAGCUCAGUCGAGGCAAUACGGCGUCGGCGAGCUGAAUCCGCGGCCAGCCUGCCAAGCAAGCUCUCUAAUAGCACCGUAGUCCCUUUGACGCCGACUGUCGAAGAAGCUAAGACACCCGGUGGCACAUUGACGCAGGGAACUCAACACGAAGGGGCAUCAGGCUUCUUUACUUCGUUCUUCACGGCCACACAGAAAGCCGCAGGCUCAGUCGGAAGCGGCAUCAACAUUCUGCCGUUUCAGAAAGCAAAAACCAACAGCACUCCUCAGCUCGUCGAUGCUGGCGAAGGUGGUGAAGAGGUCAUUCCAGGUUCAGAAAGCAGACCAGCAACUGGGCUAGGCGACGGCGACAGAGCUCCCCCUGCCAUUGAGACACUCGGCAAGGGUAAUCUGAACUUUGGGCACUUGGGCAUUUCUGAAAGCGCACCGGAUCUCAUGGCUGCGGUGAGCGAUCCUCCAGCAAUCGGGCAGAUUGAUGGGUCCAACCAAAAUGGCGAGAAGAGCAGAGCAGUCGAGGAGGAUGCUGCUGCUCGCGCUGUUUCCAGCGCCUACGAGAAACAGCCGUCUGAGACGGGGACCGUGCUCAACGGCCACAACCGACCUUUGUCGAUCGCAUCAAAUGAGCGUCUAACGUUAGGAGAGCAGACCCCUCCUCGGCCAGCUGCAGGUGCCGAAAGUACCAUCGGCAAACGCUCUAAUAGCGUCAGGAGCAAGCUGAGUGGUCGCCGGAAGCAUCGUGGUAGCUCAGCAACAGCAGGCACUGGCAAUUCCAUCGCUGCAGCACUCAAGGAUAGCACCACGGGCCUCGCUCAACCAGGUGCACAUGGCACUGGCCAUCGGCUUACGGGCUUCGCUGUUGCGAGUAGUAAGCGCAACAAAGAUUUCCAUAACCAAUUCCGCAGUGUCCCUGAGGACGACUAUCUCAUUGAAGACUACUCCGCUGCAUUGCAGCGAGACAUCCUGCUUCACGGACGUUUGUAUGUUUCCGAAGGCCACAUAUGCUUUUCAAGCAACAUCCUUGGCUGGGUGACAAACCUUGUCAUUAGUUUCGAUGAAGUUAUCUCCAUCGAGAAGAAGAGCACUGCAGUCAUCUUUCCAAACGCGUUGAUCAUCUCGACUCUCCAAGCACGUAACACUUUUGCGAGCUUCGUGGCGCGCGACUCUACAUACGAGCUUUUGAUUGGUAUAUGGAAGAUCGGCCAUCCAAAUCUGAAGAGCUCACUGAACGGCGUGGUGCUUAACAACGCGGGCACUGGCGAUAAAACAGAGGUAGCAGAGGAGCCCGGUGGAGGGCACGACUCCACAGAAGGUUCCGAUGACGAGGUCUACGAUGAGGACGCGGAUGACGACGAAGAUGAUGCAGGCAGUUUUACCGACGGGGGUAUGGGAGCCAGCGAUGUUGGCAGCAAUGUCGGCGAUCAUAGUCUCAGUCGUAAGACUUCUGCGAUUCCAGUCGCUCCAGCGCCACAAGUCAACGGGACUGUACCCAAAGGACUCGAGGGUGCAGAUACUGCCGUCACCGGAGCCGCUGUGAGCAGUGAAUUUCCUGGAGCGCCCGCUCACGAGCCGACUGAGUGCAGCGACAGCGCAGAACAUUACGACAGAGCUUUGAUCGACACAACGAUACCAGCACCCCUUGGCCAGGUGUAUUCCCUCAUGUUCGGUCCAGCUUCAGGAGCGUUCAUGAAGAAAUGGCUGGUGGAAGAUCAAAAGUCCCGCGAGCUGAACUAUGCUGAUGACAAGAUCGGCUUGGACAAUGAUCACAAGACCUUCACAUUCGACUACAUCAAGCCGUUAUUCAAUCCUGUUGGGCCCAAGCAGACAAGAUGCACGACUACGAACACUUUGAAAGCAUUUGACUUAGACAAGGCAGUCUCCGUGGAGUGCAGCACAGUAACUCCAGAUGUGCCGAGCGGCAGUUCUUUUACUACAAAGACCAGAUAUUGCCUCAUGUGGGGCCCGAAUAACUCAACCAGGAUGCUUGCCAGCUUCACUCUCGAGUGGACAGCCAAGAGUUGGUUGAAGAGUGCCAUCGAAAGCGGUGCUUUAUCUGGACAAACCGAGUAUGUGAAGGCCAUCGUCGCCAGCAUCAAAGCUGCCGUGACGACCAAACCUCCAGUCAAGGGAAUUCCGCGGAAAGGCAAGCGGAAAGGUGGGAGGAAGGAAAUCUUCGACACGACUGAAGUUGUCGCACAGCGCGAAGCUCCCGCUUCACAAGCCGCUUCGCAAACCCACUGGGGCCCUUUGGAACCCGUGCGGCCACUGCUGGAGCCGAUUGGUGCUCUACUUCGCCCAUUCUUCAACGCCCAGGUCCUUAUUGCUGUGUUAGUCGUCCUGUUAACCUAUUCGUGGUUGUUGCCAAGCCGAGGAGGACGUCAGGUAGGCGUUCCUGGUUAUGCGUCACCGGAUCGUAUCGCAGCAUACGAAGAGCUCUGGCGACGGGAAGAGACGGCUUUGUGGGAUUGGUUAGAGGAUCGCGUAGGCCUUGCAGGUGUGCAUUCAUCCUCGAGUCAACAUGAUCGCUCGAAGGGACCUAAGAGCAAACCAAAGAAUGAAGACCUUGACACGCAGCGCAUGAGCGAGAGGCAGAUGGAUGCCGCAAUCAAAAGCACUGAAGAGAAGUUGUCUGCUUUGAAAGAAGCCGUGGAAAGACGGAAGCAGAAGCGCGAUACGAGGAAUUAGCGUUGCAUAGAUAUAUCACGAUGAUCCUGCCAGCCUGUG
Molecule: messenger RNA, 4001 nt
Organism: Cercospora beticola
Lineage: Eukaryota; Fungi; Ascomycota; Dothideomycetes; Mycosphaerellales; Mycosphaerellaceae
Product: GRAM and VASt domain-containing protein
Biological process (GO): intracellular sterol transport
Cellular component (GO): endoplasmic reticulum membrane; mitochondrion; endoplasmic reticulum-plasma membrane contact site
Molecular function (GO): sterol binding; sterol transfer activity
Source: RefSeq, a predicted model, not a curated record